UGAACCAGUACCAGCCUGGUUGGAGAGCAGCUCAGGCGGGGAGAGAAGUCUGUUAAAGGAGGGCCGCUCGAAGGAGGAAGGUGCGAGGGUUUUCUUGGAUUUAAAUGACCUGACGUGUGCGGUUAUAGAAGGAGGAAUUUUAACAAAGGAAAUGAAUAUCAUUUGGGUGUGGACGGCCAUGGCGACUGUGGAGGUUGCUGUUCUGGCCGAGCUGUCAUCAAGCAGGCAGGAUCGGUUGCCGUGCACAAAGGGCUUUUCACAAGAGGAAUAUUACACUAAAACUGAGUCAGAGAUGGCAGAGGGGCAGGCUGUGUUUAACGUGACAUUCAGAAACUGCGAUGAGGGAAAUGUCCAACUGAAGGCUGCAGAUACCUCUGCCUUCACUGUGAGUCAGGAAGGUGUAGUCUACACUCUACAACCACUGAGCCUGGGAAUGGAGGAAAAGGCUCAGGUCAUGAUCUAUGCUCAAGACCUUCAGUCCAACAGAAUUUGGCACACCAGAGUUCAUCUGGAGAUCAAUACUGCACCAGAACAGGUAAAGCCUGGUGAUACAGCACUGACUCAGCCAGUUCCAGAGGUCCUGUUUCCAUGGCAUAGCGUGGUUGUUGGUGGCGAUGGCACCAUGAGGCGGGUAAAGAGGGACUGGGUCAUUCCACCUAUCAACGUUCCUGAGAACUCAAGAGGGCAAUUCCCAGAGGAUCUAGUCAGGAUUCGUUCAGAUCGGGAUAAGAACCGGAUGCUGCGCUACAGUGUGACAGGUCCCGGUGCAGACCAACCUCCAACUGGCAUCUUCAUCAUCAACCCAAUCUCAGGCCAGCUGUCCGUCACCAAACCUCUGGACAGAGAACACAUCCCUAACUUUCAUUUACGAGCCCAUGCUGUGGAUCUGAAUGGCAACCAAGUGGAGAACCCCAUUGACAUCGUCAUCAACGUCAUCGACCAGAACGAUAACAGACCAGAGUUCACACACACCAUUUUCAAUGGUUCUGUUCCUGAAGGAUCUAAACCCGGAUCCUUUGUAAUGACAGUGACAGCAGUGGAUAAGGAUGACCCAAAAACGGCCAAUGGAAUGUUGCGGUACAAGAUACUUUCACAGAAUCCCCAAAGCCCAUCAUAUAAUAUGUUUACCAUAAACAACAGGACUGGCGACAUCGUCACUGUUGCUGCAGGCCUGGAUCGGGAGAAAGUCCCUCAGUACACCCUGAUCAUCCAGGCCACUGACAUGGAGGGAAACCCCACCUACGGCCUUUCCAACACUGCCACCACUGUCAUCAGGAUUACUGAUGUCAACGACAACCCUCCUGAAUUCACCACAGAUGCAUUCUUUGGUGAAGUUCAUGAGAACAGGGUGAAUGUUAUUGUUGCUAACCUGACCGUGACAGAUAAAGACCAGCCGCAUACGCCGGCCUGGAGGACAGUGUACCGGAUCAUUGCUGGAGACCCCGCAGGGCACUUCUCCAUCCCUACUGACCCCACCACUAAUGAGGGCUUAAUCACUGUGGUCAAGCCGGUAGAUUUUGAGUUGACCCGUUCAUACAUGCUAACCGUGGAGGCAGAAAAUGAAAUCCCAUUGGCCCGCGGCAUCCACAUCCCUCGUCAGUCCACAGCAACUGUGUCUGUGAGAAUCCUGGACAUCAACGAGAGUCCAGAGUUCAGUCCCAACCCCAAGACUAUUAAACUGGAAGAAGGUUUGCCGGCAGGAUCUUUGCUCACAACUUUCACUGCCCAGGACCCUGACCGCUUCAUGAGGCAGACUAUCAGAUACUCCAAGAUCUAUGACCCAGCCAGCUGGCUGGAUAUCGACCCAGUAUACGGAAGGAUUUCCACCAUCGCCAUCCUUGAUCGAGAGUCUCCCUUUGUCAAGAACAACCUCUACAAUGUUACUUUCACAGCUUCUGAUAAUGGCAUUCCUCCUGCCACUGGUACAGGAACCCUUCAGAUUCACCUGCUGGACAUAAAUGACAAUGCGCCUAAUGUGUUCCCUCCUGAAGUGGAAAUGUGUGAGAAACCAGAUCCAAACUCCUUAAACAUCACAGCCAAUGACCCCGACCUGACUCCCAAUGCUGGACCCUUUGUGUUUGAGCUGGCAAGUCGUCCAUCAGAUGUGCGUCGCAACUGGACCCUCAGUCGCUUGAAUGGCGAGUCCGCCCAGCUUCACCUGCGGAUCGGUUCUCUUGUCAGCGGCAUCUAUGAGCUCCCCGUUGUGAUCACAGACUCUGGCAACCUGCCCAUGUCUAACACAUCCUUCCUGAGGGUCAAGGUCUGUCCCUGUGAUCGCCAUGGAGACUGUGUGGACAUGGAGAAAAUGAUUGCCGCUGGAUUGGGCACUGGAGCUAUUAUCUCUAUCCUCAUCUGUAUCAUCAUAUUAUUAGUGCUGGUACUCCUCUUUGUGAUGUGGAUGAAGAGGAGGGAUAAAGAGCGUCAGGCCAAGCAACUUCUGAUCGACCCAGAGGACGAUGUCCGAGACAACAUCCUCAAAUAUGAUGAGGAGGGAGGUGGAGAAGAAGAUCAGGACUAUGACCUGAGCCAACUGCAACAGCCUGAUUCUCUGGAGCCAGAGUGUGUCAAAGUGGGGAUCAGACGUCUGGACGAGAGGCCCCUCCACCAUGACCACCAGUACCCCCUCCGCUCUGCUGCCCCUCAACCAGGAGAUAUAGGAGAUUUCAUCCAUGAGGGCCUUAAGGCUGCAGACCAUGACCCCACGGCUCCCCCUUACGACUCUCUGCUGGUGUUUGACUAUGAGGGGAGCAGUUCCACUGCCGGCUCCCUCAGCUCCCUGCACUCUUCGUCAAGCUGUGGAGACCAGGAUUACGAUUACCUCGGCGACUGGGGGCCACGUUUCCGCAAGCUGGCCGACCUGUACAGUGGAGGAGAUGACUAGCAUCACUGGCCCUCCAAUAAUGGAUCCCAUCCUACAGUCCUUGCUGCAAGGGUGGGUUAAAACAGAAAAUAUUGGAUUACAUUUGGGUUUUCGCUGAACACUUCCGUAUUUCAAAGGACCAGCUUGUUUCCAGGAUCUGCUGCCUCUUAAGGGCCAUCAAUCACAGCAAGGGACGAUGGUGACGCUCGGCCUAGUGAGGCCUCCCACUGAUGAGCAUCAAUGGGCUGGAUCUGAGAGUUAGCUGUUGUGCUUCUAAAUGUGUGAAGACUGAUCUCCGGCAGCCAUACUACAAAUACUCGCUGACACUUGAGUCUUACAGUACAGCAACACUGGGGUAAAAUGUGCCUUUUUGUGCAUUCUUUUGAUUGUGUUCAAGUUAUUAUGUUGAUUUAAAGUUCCUUAGGGUUUUGCAAUAGCAACUACAGGGGCAUAUCCCAUUAUGAAUGUGUGUGUAUUAAUAACCCCCUUUAUUAUUUGUAUUUAUGUCUGUGUGUGUGUGCGUGUGUGUGGGCGUGCCCUUGUGAAUGGAUGUGCGUGAGAGAGACAGAGGAAGAGAGACAGAGAGAAAGACAGAGACUGUGAAUCAUUUCGAUGAAGACACACUGGAAAGAUUAUUUAAAGGACAAAGUCUACUUGGGAUGUCUUGGAUGAUUCUACCAGCAAAACAUGGCUUUACUGUGCAGCCCUGUGUCCUAACAGCUCUAAGGAAACACAUUCAGGGUCAUUCAUGACAACAUAAUAUUCAUUUGCUGUUGGGUUUUUGUUUUGCCUUUUUUUUUAGUACUGGCACUAUUUAAAAGCAUAAUCUUUUUGUAUUUAUCUGUUAAUGGCACGAUAAAAAGCAUCAGCAUAUGAGUGAAAGUAGUUGCACCAAGAUAUUUCUAUACAACAUAUAGACAGACACAAACACAUUUUUGUCUCACUAUUUGACAUCAAAGCAGAUAAAGCCUUUACAGACGAAGGACAGUUAUAGGAUUAGCAAAAUUAUAUCUGUUCUCAGAACAAUUAGUGGAUUUUUACCUUUCUAUAGACUCAGAAGUUUAUAGAAAUUUUCUUAGGAUUUGGGAAAAUAGUGUCUUAAAAAUGUAUGAUUUGGGUCAAAUGUUUCCUUUCCAAAGUGUUGCUCAUUCCUCCAGAGAGAAAGAGGAAUUGGCAACACUCCAAACUGAACCAGGUUUGGAGACUGCCCUGCUUACCCAAACCUUGCUAUACCUAUGCAUUUUCCAUAGGAUUACCAUCAAAGCAGUGACGUUGGGGACCUUUGGUGACUUUGCAACUUAUUUGGCAACAUGCCUUGGGACAUUGUCCACUUGGAUGACCCCAGUGGACAAUGUCCCAAUCUUCAGCUCCCUUACUUAUGUCUUCAGGUGUUGCUGCAAUAUUUUUACACAAUGUUCUUUCCUUCAUUCAUGUUACAAAGUGCACCACUCCCCCCUGCAGUAAAACACCCACACAUCUAACCCAGCACUUCACAAAUGAGAUAAUGUUCUCAGGCUUUCUCGGUCUAAUAAUGUUCAUUAGGGCUGAAAGGUGUGGUCUCAUUAAACUAAGACUGUCUUAGUUUAAUGAGACCACACCUUUCCAGAAAUGUUGGUCUUUGACCCAGAGUGCAUUUGCAAAAUCCAAUCUGGCUUUUUGGGAUGUCUUUUGAAUAGUGACUUUUUCCUUAAGUGGCUUUUUAAUAUACUUGUUACCUGUUUAUCUUUGGAGCACAGAACCCAUAAUUUUGACCAUUCCCAUGGUCUUUAUUCUUGCUUGAACAGAUAAAUGUGUCUCCUUCAGGCAUCUGAAAACUGCAAAUCUUUCUGAUAUCAAAACUGAUUUUCUAGUGAUUUCUCCAUGAUGUCAAGGAAAGGAGGAUUGUUUGAAGUGUCACCUUAAAUACAUACACAGGGUUUGCCUCCAUUUAACUCAGAUAUUAACAAAUAACCAAAAUAAGCCAAAAAACCCAGAACUUUGUCACUUGGGUUUACUUCCACAUUAUCCAAAGACAUAAUAAUCUGAGACUGACAGACCCUGUAUGAUUGUUUUGCCUUAUUUUACCCCAGGUUUAUGGUUGAAAAAAAAUCAGCAUCAGUCCAGUAGUCUUAGUCAGUCGGCAGGAUGUGUUGGCUUGAAACCUUGUUAAUGUGAUAUGUGGUGAAGACUAGAGUCUGCAAGAGUGUGAGGGUAACCAAUCCCAACCAACUUCAGCUGCAGUCAAACAAAUAUUUUUAAAUUUUCAGACCUGGACGUCUAAAAAUUUAAAGUGUUGCUCAGCAACACUGAUAAAGAGAGAUUGGAACACGACUUCAAAUCGGAGUGUUUAUA
Messenger RNA from Xiphophorus maculatus (southern platyfish), 5191 nucleotides. RefSeq names its product cadherin-2-like. Gene Ontology annotation, molecular function: cadherin binding; calcium ion binding. Lineage: Eukaryota; Metazoa; Chordata; Actinopteri; Cyprinodontiformes; Poeciliidae. The record is from RefSeq and is a predicted model, not a curated record. Gene Ontology annotation, biological process: homophilic cell-cell adhesion; cell morphogenesis; adherens junction organization. Gene Ontology annotation, cellular component: cytoplasm; intercalated disc; apical part of cell. Bases 152 to 2881 code for a protein of 909 amino acids. The transcript is spliced from 16 exons.